UCGCAGUCAUCGCCGGUCAUUGAACGGACCAUGUCCUCGCUCGUUUAGUGUAGUUAUUUUUUUAUUAUUGUGUAUGUAUUUUUUUGCCAACACAGUGUUGUGUUUCGAUUACUUGUUUGAAAUUUCGAUAAAUAUAUUUCAACCUUAAACGAAAUGCUCCUACAUAACUAUUGGUCGUGACGGAUGAUUUUACCUCUUAACUAUUAUGAUUUCAACCGAUCGUAAUGAUAAUGUCUUCCACCCAUCCAAUCACCGGAAAUCCGGUUGAUCACAUCAUCCGACGGCAUCCCGAAGUCUUGGCCUCACGGCCUGGACGACUGAGAUGAGCCCACCAGUUAAUUCAGCUGAUAUGUUGGUAUCGUCACAGACGGCCACAGAAUUUAUAAGCAACAACAAUAACAACAACAACAACAACAACAACGACGACGACGACGACGAUCCUUGUGAAAAACCGGCACUAACCACCGAAGAACUGGCGCUGUUAGCGAAACUCGAGGAGGCCAAUCGGCUCAUCGAGUCGGAUUCAAAAUCGCUCAAUUCCAUAUCUAACAAUAGCACACAUUCCAGAAAAAGCUCCGAUGCGUCACAAAUCUCACUCGUGUCUGGUACAGGCUCAAGUCAAGAUGGUGAGGAAGAUGUAUGGGGUCUUUGGGGACAAGUCGUUAAUGACUGGGAUAAUUACAACAAGAAAAAAAACGCAUACCUCAAAGAAUUAGUUAGAAAAGGAGUGCCACACCAUUUCCGAGGAAUCGUGUGGCAAUUGUUAUGUGGCGCUAAUGAUUCACCAAUCAGAAAACAAUACCCAGAAUACAUCAAAGCCACAUCAGCGUGUGAAAAAGUAAUCAGGAGGGACAUUGCACGUACCUAUCCUGAACACGAUUUCUUCAAAGAAAAAGAUGGACUUGGGCAAGAAAGCCUGUUCAACGUCAUGAAAGCUUAUUCGUUACAUGAUCGUGAGGUGGGCUACUGCCAAGGUUCAGGAUUUAUAGUUGGGUUAUUAUUAAUGCAAAUGCCUGAGGAAGAAGCAUUUGCUGUUUUUGUAAAGAUAAUGCAAGACUAUAAAAUGCGAGACAUGUUCAAACCAACCAUGGCUGAACUUGGUCUGUGCAUGUAUCAAUUAGAAAAUUUGGUCCAGGAUCACAUUCCAGAACUUUUUGUACAUUUCCAAUCACAAAGCUUCCAUACUAGUAUGUACGCAAGUAGUUGGUUUCUGACAUUAUUCACCACUGCACUUGCAUUACCUACUGCUUGCAGGAUUAUUGAUGUUUUUUUAUCCGAAGGAAUAGAAAUAAUAUUUAAGGUGGCCUUAGCAUUGCUUCAAUUAGGUAAAGAUGAUCUCUUGUGUUUAGAUAUGGAAGGAAUGCUUAGAUUUUUCCAGAAAGAAUUACCUUCCCGUGCUAAUUCUGAUGCUGAUGGUCUGAUGGCACAAGCUCUUAUCAUUAAAUAUAAUGUUAAACGCAUGAAAAAAUUAGAAAAAGAAUAUACAGCCUUUAAGAGUAAAGAACAGGAAGAAAUGGUUGAACUCAAGAAACUUCGAACUGAAAAUCGCUUGCUAAGACAAAAAGUUGAACUUCUUGAAGCUGAGUCUAGUGAACUUGCCGGUCUGUUAGUAAGGGGCCAAGUAUCCCGUGCUGAAGAAGAAGAAACAACAUUUAUUGUACAACGAGAAUUAACAGCUCUAAGACAUACACAUUUAGAGACAACUCAUGCUCUAGAAAAUGCUUUGGACGAAAUUAAACAAAUGUCUUUUUUGAUAACAGAAAACCACAACUCUUGUCAAUCAUCUCUGGAUGAGCUUUCAAUAAAACAAGAACAAUUAUCACUUAAAGAAGAAAUGAUCAGUGAUCUUCAAGAAGAAUUGGUCAAAGUUAGAUUAAGAGAUGCUGAAAACGAGGCUGCAAUACGUGAUCUUAAGGAUAAAAUCGGGGAGUUAGAACAUGACAAGAAAACUCUUCGAGAAUCAGUUGUGGACAAUUCAGUUGCACAUCUUCAAGAAGAAUUGAUUGCUGUAAAAUUGAGAGAAGCGGAAGCCAACCUAUCUUUAAAAGAUCUCAGACAACGAGUUAAUGAAAUCAACUCGCAAUGGCAAAGGCAUUUGCAAGAUAAAAAAAGGAUCGACCCACCGCCUGCACCCGAUUCAACACCCAAAAAAAUUGGUAACCUAUUAAACUGGAACAAUGCAGAAACUCAGCGGCUUGAAGAAGAACUUAUGACUUCUAAACUUAGAGAAAUGGAAACUUUGGCUGAACUUAAAGAACUUAGAUUAAAAGUCAUGGAACUGGAGACACAAGUUCAAGUCAGCGGAAAUCAAUUGAGAAGGCAAGACGAUGACAAUAAAGCUGUACGUGAACAGUUAGAAUUGGCUGAAACCAAACAAAGAGACAUAGUAGCAAAACUCAGGGAACAACAGAAUAAGUAUACUGACUUAGAAUCCAAAAUGAAACAUGACAUGAUUUCUUCAAGGAUACGAGAAGCUGAGCAUGCUCAAAUGGUAGCAGAAUUAAACCAAAAGAUAUCAAGAUUAGAAGUUAAAAAUGAAGAAAUGGUAACUGAAGGUGAACUUCGAAAUAACUCAUUAGAUGACAGUGAUAAAGUUAAAGAACUUCAAGAUAAGGUUGCUGAUCUCAAAGCAGAAGUAAUGCGACUCGAAGCAUGGAAACAACGUUGGGUGAACAACGGCAACACAAUCGGCAAGACUGAGAGGUCAGCAUCAGUAGAUACAACUGAGAGUGAAAUGGAUGACUCGGCAGAUCUGCACUUGCGGUUAUCUAGUUGAAACUAUUUCCUAUAAUUUGUCCCUAAUUACAAUGUUAUAUUUUUGACAAAAAAAAACCCAAGUAUAUUCUUUUUUUUAAUUGUUUGAUAUUUUGUUUCCAUUGAAAUAAUGUUUAAAUAAAUCUUUUAUUUUGUUUUAAUGGCCAAACAUAUUGCCGUCCUUAUUAUUAUAUUUUUUAGAUUUUGAUUUCAAAUAUUUAUUAUUUGUUUACUUUUUAAAUAUUUAUUUUAAAUUUAUUAUUUCUAAAUUUUAUUUUUAUUUUAGUUACCGAUUUUUUGUACUUAUUUUAAUUUUUUUUUUUCAAAUUUAAUGAAUCGUUAAUCUUAAUUAUUUGAAAAUCUAAUAUCGCACAAUCUUAAGCGCACAAAUUUUUUUAAAGCGCUACAUUUUUAAUGCAUGUUUGUAUUCAUAAAUUAUUAAGCGUAACAAACCACUAUAAAAUCAAAUUUAAAAACUUAUACAGUUGAAUAAUUACUGAAGCACAAAACAAUAAGUAAUUUUAUAUUAUCUAAGAAACUACAAAAUACAUUAUCUUACAUCAUAAUAUUAAUUUUGUUUGUCUUUUCAAAUAUAUUUUAAGAAUGAUUAACGAUUCAAUAUCAACUUUUACUGAUUAAAAAUCCUAUUAGAAAACUUUAUUAUAAUAUUGUGAUCAUAAUAAUAUGUAACACUAUAAUGGGUUGCAUAAAUAAUAAUUUUUUAAACAUUUAACAAAUCGUUUAUGGUUUUUUGAACUUUAAAUAUUGACCAAUGACUGGUUCAUUACAUUUUAAAAAUCUGUUUGGUUUAUCAAAUUGUUAUGCAAUCCAGAAUAAAUGAUUAAUAUUAUUUGUACUAUACAUUUUCAAUAAUUGAAAAUUAGAAAAUUUAAUUUAUAAUUUAGUGUGUAAUCGUGUAAGCACUUGAAUAGCAUUGUAUCUAUAUUCAUUAUGUUUAAUUUAUUUAAAAAAAAAUUAAAUGUUGUUCUGGCUGACCUCAGACAUUUCCUUUUAAAAAUUGGGGACAUAUUUUAAGCAAUAAUAAUUAUAAUUAUCAUUCUUAAUAAUAAUUAAUUAACAUUUUUUUUUUAAAUAUAAUAUUUAUACUUGUGACUAUUAUAAACAAUUAUAUUAUUAUUUUCCACCAAUAUAAACAUAUUUGAUAUAUUUAUCAAUAUUAAUAAUCAUUAAUCACAUAAUAUGAUUGUGUAUUUAUGAAUUCAAAAUAAGUUUUUCAUGUAUACACAAUGUUUAUGUUGUUUUGAGACUAUAUUAUGUAUAUUGUAUGUCCUACAUAAUAACCUAAACUUAUUAAAAUGAGUGAUAAAUGUAGGAAUAGCAUCAAUUGAUUCUUUUAUCAAUAUUUAUUUAGUUGGUACUUGUAUUAUGUAGCUGUGAACGAAAUGUUUUUAUGUAUUCGUAACUUUGUUUACUUUGUUAUAAAUAUAAUAUUUAUAAUCAGCAGCAAUGAAACUGGCUCAUUUGAAAUACAAUCUAUAAUUGAAA
Molecule: messenger RNA, 4260 nt
Organism: Metopolophium dirhodum (rose-grain aphid)
Lineage: Eukaryota; Metazoa; Arthropoda; Insecta; Hemiptera; Aphididae
Gene: Evi5
Product: ecotropic viral integration site 5 ortholog
Exons: 15
Coding region: 323-2776 (817 amino acids)
Source: RefSeq, a predicted model, not a curated record